Triticum urartu is the source of this 1280-nucleotide messenger RNA. Lineage: Eukaryota; Viridiplantae; Streptophyta; Magnoliopsida; Poales; Poaceae. The record is from RefSeq and is a predicted model, not a curated record.
AUGUUUCGAGCCCAGAUCCGGCCCGCCCAGGCCCGAGUGCCGCGGCCGCCACCACCACCGCCCGACCCCGAGCUCCUUCUCCCGUGCGGUUCCUCCCCGGCCUCCCUGCCGCCACCCAACCUCCACCAGCCGCGCCUCCCACCACAUCCCGCCGGCAGCCCAGAAACGCCGCGCCGCCUGCCGCCCCUACCUAGCAGCACGACCCCGACUACUUCCACCACCCGUGUUGUUGCGCUCCUCCCGCGUAUGGCCACCAGCGUCAGAUCCAGCCACCGCAGAGCCCUGCGUCGCCAACCACCGCCUACAGCGCUGGAUCCGGUCGUCCCCGACCAUCUACCACCUUCUUCUACCUUGAGCCGUAGGAGAGAUCCCUCCUCUCUUUGUAGUUCGGCGCUGGAAGCCAGGCUCAUGGACCACGCCGCCGUGACCGGAUGGGCCGUUCUCCUCCUCCCUUCUUCCUCACAUGCGAGCAUGCGCAGCUCACAUGUCGCUCACUUCUCUGUUGAGGAGAGAAGGCAAAAGAGUCUCAUCUCCAAAGUGUUCAGUGCAGAGAAGAUGAACCAUGCAAAAACUCAGGGUGGACCAUGGUGGCUUCACUGCUGGCGGAACGGCAGAGGGCUUGGCUGCUACCAGGGUGAUUCAAAGGGAGUAUAUAGGUUAGACGAGCCGCUGACAAAGACAGGCCUCUAUUCUGAAUUUUUACUUGCAAAGAUGGACCAUCAGCUACAUAAUAUGUUGGCUAAACUCUCACAGGUUUGGAGCCGACCAAGGAAGUCACAGUUUAAGAGCUCGAGGAGGAGGGGCGUGUGGAGGUUCCCGCCGCCAGUGGCUGCACUGCUGGUCUUCGUCGCCUGCUCCUGUCAGAUCCAGCAUGACCUAUCCUAUCGGUUCUCCAUCGCUUCACUCUGCUUCAUGUGCAUAUGUGCAGAGAAGAUGACGACCCCGCCCCUGUUCUUCGCCAGCCACACUCUCCCUUAUGCGGUAAUAAAUCUCAAGAAAUGCCCUUUUCGUUUACAUGAACAUCAAACCUACUUUUUUGUUUGAUGUUGGUGCAUGUCCUGCCUGAUAUGUGUGUUUGGCUGCUGCUGUGCGAUUGCUGGCUGUGUUGCUACUUGUGGCAAUAGUUAUUUUGUUUAAGUAUGUGGGACGACAAUGCUUCUGUCUUUUGGUGGAAUCAUUUUCCUUUUAAUUUAAUUACCUGAGAAAAAAUUCUAUAUUUUCUUACUUCCCUUUCUCUGUUGUUUUCAUGGCUAACUAUUUGAAGUUAUCUGUUCACUUAA